AUGCGAAUUGUAUGCACACUAAAUACAACCAUUGAUAACAAAAACAAAAACAACAACAACCAGAGCGCUACUACAUUAACAAUACAUAUCUACAGAAGCGAACAGGUGCGCGUAUACUGUCGCGGCUACGAGAAUGGGAGCGCCGAAAGUGAGCGCUUAUUUGCGAUGCUACCCUCACUGCCCAUCGGACCAGAUUUGAUGCUGGUUUUGGUUAGCGGUUGCUAUAAUUUCGAUAUCAUUUUGCGGCGCUUCAAUAUACGUCAUGUGAGAUUGUUGGAAUUAAGCGCUGAUACAACAAUUACAGGCGCAAAGCUAACGCGUCAGCAAAUACCCAAAGCGCUGCUGGUGGAUAGUUUAACGCUCACUGCUUACACACAACUAGCAGCUGAUCUAUUCGCUGAUUAUAAGCAAUUACGAUUUCUUGAAAUACAAACAACACAACUGCUGGAUUUGCCGCUGACUGUUUUGCAAUCGCUACCAAAUUUGAUUGGGCUGACGCUGAAAGCGCGCAUCACACAGCCAGCGCCACUGCAGUUGUUGCGCGCGCAAAACCGUUUAUUAAAUACCGUGUUAAGCGAUGGCGCGAUACAGAGUCUGGCGACAGCAAAUUUCAGCCACUUAACACAAUUGCAGUCGCUACAUUUGCCACGCAAUAAUCUCAGCUAUGUGCCCGCGCAGGCAUUCGUGCUGCUCACCGAAUUGCUGCGCAUUAAUUUGAGUGAGAAUCGUUUCCGCACGCUGAACGCUACAAUAUUUUCGCAACAACUGAAGCUUGUUGCCAUCGAUUUGAGUGACAAUCAAUUGCAGACGCUGCCAAUGGAUUUGUUUGCGCGCACGCAACGCUUACAAGAGCUACGCCUGUCGCAUAAUCAACUGCAGCACAUACCCAAUGCAUUGUUCGCGCCGCUGAACUACCUAAAGUCACUGUAUUUGAAUAAUAAUCAACUAAUAAACUUACAACCAGAUACUUUCUCUCAUAAUGGAGAGCUACAGAAACUACAUUUGCAAUACAAUCAACUUGAAAUAUCCGAGCCGGCGAUGUGUACAACCUUUGCGGCAUUAAAAAAUUUAGCUGAAUUGUUUUUAAGCAAUAACCUGCUGACACAUAUUUGCGAGCAGCCAAGCAGCAAGAACAAGGGGCACAUUGAUAUGUCACACAAUCAAAUUGAGAUUUUGCGCGCGCCUGGUAUGGUCGCGCUUGCCUGCAGCUGGGCGCGUGUAGAUCUGUCAUACAACGCGCUGCAAAGUAUUUUAUUACCAACACGCCUUCAUAGCAACAAGUCGUUAGCGGCGCUUAAGUGUCAAAGCACACUAGCGCUAAAUCACAACGCGCUGCACUGCGACUGCAAUUUGUUAAACUUUGUGCUAAGCAAACAUGCAGGCUUUCUAAGCGCGUUAACGCAACUAAAUACGUCAAACCUGUACUGUGGAACGCCAACACAACUGCGUACGCGCCCAAUUGAUACAUUGCGGGCAGAUGAACUUUUGUGUCCAGUAGCUGCGCAGUAUUGUCCCAGUAAUUGUAGUUGCUGGGCACGCACUUAUGACGCAACGUUUAUUGUCAACUGUACACAAGCACGCCUGCAAGCAGUGCCCACGCUGUCCACGGUGUUGAAUACAACGCUUACGGCGAUCGAGCUGCAUUUAACAGACAAUAUUAUUAACACGCUGCCAAUAAAUUCAACUGUUGGUUAUGCACUUGUGACGCGCUUAUAUCUUGCAGGCAAUCGACUGCGCGUUAUUGAAGCGUCGCAACUGCCCGCGCAGCUGAUAAGCCUCGAUGUGCGCCACAAUAACUUAACACAACUUCGGAACAGUUUUUAUACGCUACUCAAUUCAAGCACAAUAUUAAAUGAGAUUUAUUUGUCGCAUAAUAAUUGGUCAUGCGAUUGCGCCGCCGAGCAGCUGCUCAUCACGGCUAAGGUACAUCAUAAACGCAUACGCGAUCUGGAUGAGCUCAGGUGCGCGGAUGCGCGUUAUGGCAAAAUACUCGAGCUUGCUUUCAACGAUAUCUGCCCAACAGAUAUGAGUAUGCUAUUUGUGAGCAUAAGUUUAUUAGCGGCUGCUCUCACGCUAGCUGUUGUCAGCGCGCUUUAUUUCAGAUAUCAACUUGAGUUCAAAGUGUGGCUGUACGCGCAUAACGCUUGCCUUUGGUGCGUAACAGAGCAUGAAUUGGAUAAGGACAAGCCAUUUGACGCAUUCAUCUCAUAUUCGCACAAAGAUGAGCAUUUCGUUGUGCAUGAGCUAUUACCAGGCUUAGAACAGGGCGACAUACCGUUUCGUGUGUGCACACAUGAGCGCAAUUGGCUUGCUGGCGCUUACAUACCGGAGCAAAUAAUCGAAUCGGUUGAGCAAUCGCGUCGCACCAUAAUUGUAUUAUCACAACAUUUUAUUGAAUCGCCAUGGGCGCGCAUGGAAUUUCGCACAGCACAUCAAAGCGCUUUGAACGAACGUCGCACACGAAUAAUUAUUAUUAUGUAUGGUGAGGUAACGCAUAUGGACACGCUGGAUAAAGAGCUGCAAGCUUAUUUGAAAAUGAAUACCUAUUUGAAGUGGAAUGAUCCCUGGUUCUGGCGCAAAUUGCGUUACGCUAUGCCGUUUAGGCGUCCUUAUGCGCAUGAUGAGGCGGACGCGCCACGUUUUGUUUACAGCGCAAUGGAAUUGAAGGAGUUGAGUGGGCGUGCGCGCGUCGCAAGGCAAGUUUAAAUUUCUAUGAAUAUGUAGAUACUACACUAAUGCUGUAUUUUUUAUGUAAAUAUAAUAUAUUAUAAAUUUAAUGUACUUUGUUU
This is a messenger RNA of Bactrocera oleae (olive fruit fly), 2789 nucleotides long. The record is from RefSeq and is a predicted model, not a curated record. NCBI's taxonomy places the organism in Eukaryota, Metazoa, Arthropoda, Insecta, Diptera, Tephritidae.